Phyllopteryx taeniolatus (common seadragon) is the source of this 1237-nucleotide messenger RNA. Its product is annotated as profilin-1-like. Gene Ontology annotation, biological process: actin cytoskeleton organization; positive regulation of actin filament bundle assembly; regulation of actin filament polymerization. Gene Ontology annotation, molecular function: actin binding. Gene Ontology annotation, cellular component: cytoplasm. The transcript is spliced from 3 exons. Bases 198 to 614 code for a protein of 138 amino acids. The record is from RefSeq and is a predicted model, not a curated record. NCBI's taxonomy places the organism in Eukaryota, Metazoa, Chordata, Actinopteri, Syngnathiformes, Syngnathidae.
AAGCCCUUGUCUGGCGGUUGUGGCUUCUCUUGGUUGGCGAGAACAGAAGAAAGCCGGAGGACUUGACAAAGCAGGGUUCCCCCCCCCCCCCCCCCUGCUUGCUUAAGCCACUGACAGCUAUUCUCCUGCUUCCUUCGUCGCUCGAGAAGCGUCUGUUUAACUUUCUUGACCCGACUUCCUUUUUAUCUUCAGAAAACAUGUCCUGGAAAACCUACGUGGAUACGCUGAUGGACGAUGGUCUCGCCUGCCAGGACGCGGCCAUUGCUGGGUACACAGACAACCCAUAUGUCUGGGCAUCAUAUUGCGGCGGCAAGUUUGGCAGCAUCACGUCUGAAGAAAUUUACACGUUGUUGACAAAGGAUCGUUCCUCUUUAUUCAUCAACGGGCUGACCAUAGGCAACAUAAAAUGCUCCGUAAUCAGAGAUGGUUUGGAUGAGGAUGGGACGAUGGACCUCCGGACAAAGGAUGCAGGAGGAGGGCCCACAUACAAUAUUACUAUAGGCAAAUCUUGCAAAGCAUUGCUUUUCGUCAUGGGGAAUGCAGGUGUCCAUGGAGGGAAGCUCCAGAUGCGAGUACAUUUUCUAAUGGAUCACCUGAAGAAGGGUGGAUAUUAAAGUGUCCUGUGCCACCACAGCCAGUCAACCCACCCACCCACCUACAUACCGUCUACCUACCACCCUGUUUCAUUUCACUUCCUGUUCUAGUUGCUAGAUACUUUUCUUCUCCCUAUUCCUCGCCCAAACCAUCUUAAGUUGAUCCAUAGCCAAGACGAGCUGAUGCCUAAUGAUGUCACUUGACUAAGACCAGCAAAAAGAAAGCCAAACACUUUUUCUUUGGUGCCCACUGACACAAGUCCCACAAUAUGUGCUCCCUUGCAGAGCAGCCAAUGCCUUCUUUUGAUUGGGGCGCUUUCGCAGUAGCUCAUCACGUCUUCCUCCUCUCACAAUUUCUUUUCCCGCUGUUUUACACUGCUCCUUCAGGAAAAAAGACCUUCCCGUUAAUAAAACAUUGGACACCCUUCCUCACAUCUGUGCACCCACAUCCUUGUCAAGGUGUAGUUUGGAUCAGUUAACAAUCAUAAUGCGGAGUGUUACUGUGCCUGUACACACACCAAAAAUCAAAUGGACAUUCCACAGUUACCGGCUCAGGCACUUAAUACUGUUUUUCUUUUGCCAGCUCCUGUAAUGUAUGAAAGGCUAUCAUUUUGUAGAACAAUAAAUCUCUCUCUUUCUAACCA